AUGAUUCAUGAUGGAUCACCAAUCUUGCAGGCCUUAGUUGCCUCUCUUUUCACUUGGGGAGUUACAGCACUCGGUGCGGCUGUUGUUUUUUUUCUACCACCUCAUAGCAAAAAAUUACUCGAUGUAAGUUUGGGGUUUGCUGCUGGCGUUAUGACAGCAGCAUCGUUUUGGAGCCUGUUAGCUCCGGCAAUCGAAAUAUCUGAGCAUAGUUUACAUGCGUUAGCCUUUAUACCGGUAUCAAUUGGUUUUGCGUCUGGUGCGGCCUUCGUUCAUCUUGCAGAUCGAAUCAUGCCAUCAUGUGUUUUCUCGGAUAUGUCAGUUGUUGAACUGUUGGCUGAAGAUAGAUCAACCACUAAAAUCCAGUUCAUUGCUACAAGCGAUGGAAAAGAAAAAGCAGGUGAAGAGAAAUCGGUGUUGGAAGUCGACGAGGAAGAUCCAACUGUGAGGUAUGGGAAUGCGCCUCCUCAUUCAAGCACUGCACUGUCUUGGAGACGGAUUCUUCUUUUGAUUAUUGCCGUAACGGUGCAUAACAUACCAGAGGGUUUGGCUGUUGGUGUUGCUUUUGGAUCAAUUGGUAAAGCAACUAAAGCCACUUUUGAGUCGGCUUUUAAUUUAGCGCUGGGUAUUGGGUUACAAAACUUUCCGGAAGGCUUAGCAGUGUCGCUGCCACUUGCUGCUUUCGGUCAUCCCAAGUUGAAAUCUUUUUUAUAUGGGCAGCUCUCAGGCAUGGUAGAACCUGUAGCUGCUUUAUUGGGAGCGGCAGCGGUCAUUCUUAUGGAACCAGUUCUGCCCUACGCUCUUAGCUUCGCUGCAGGAGCAAUGAUUUAUGUUGUGGUUGACGACAUAAUCCCUGAGGCACAGAGGAACGGUAAUGGGAAAAUUGCGUCCAUCAGUGCCAUAGUCGGAUUUAUAAUUAUGAUGUCUUUGGACGUAGGUCUUGGAUGA
Messenger RNA from Enterobius vermicularis (human pinworm), 945 nucleotides. Lineage: Eukaryota; Metazoa; Nematoda; Chromadorea; Rhabditida; Oxyuridae. The record is from the annotation of a GenBank genome assembly.